AUGAAGCUGACUUGCUUGUUCUGUUGUAUGUCCGAGAGACGAUUUACCAGACGAUCAUCAUCGAGACAAAGCAUCAAAGACUGCAUUGAUGCAAAGAACAAUCUUACUAGAUUUGACAACAUCUCUUUUAAAACAGAUAGCAGUAGGCGAAGAUACAUAUCCGAGGAGAUAGCGAAACUCGGGAAAGGGAACAUCAGUGCUCAGAUCUUUACAUUCAGAGAGCUCUGUGUUGCCACCAAGAACUUUAACCCCGAGAAUCAGCUCGGUGAAGGCGGUUUUGGAAGGGUUUACAAAGGACACAUAGAAACCCCUGAAAAAGUUGUUGCGGUUAAGCAGCUAGACAGGAAUGGUUACCAAGGGAACAGGGAGUUCCUUGUAGAAGUCAUGAUGUUAAGUCUCUUACAUCAUGAGAACCUUGUCAAUUUGGUUGGAUAUUGCGCAGAUGGCGAUCAACGGAUUCUUGUCUAUGAAUAUAUGCAAAACGGCUCUUUAGAGGAUCAUCUUCUCGAGUUGGCGCGGAACAAGAAGAAACCGUUGGAUUGGGACACAAGGAUGAAAAUUGCAGCAGGAGCAGCAAGAGGGCUCGAGUAUCUACAUGAAACAGCUGAUCCUCCUGUGAUAUACAGAGACUUCAAAGCCUCAAACAUAUUACUUGACGAAGAAUUCAACCCGAAGCUUUCGGAUUUCGGUUUAGCCAAAGUUGGUCCGACCGGUGGAGAGACUCAUGUCUCGACUAGAGUGAUGGGAACAUACGGCUAUUGUGCGCCUGAGUAUGCUCUUACAGGACAGCUCACUGUGAAAUCUGAUGUAUACAGCUUCGGAGUUGUGUUCUUAGAGAUGAUCACAGGAAGAAGAGUCAUUGACACAACAAAACCAACUCAAGAACAGAAUCUAGUCACUUGGGCGAGUCCGUUGUUCAAAGAUAGGAGAAAGUUUACGUUAAUGGCGGAUCCAUUGCUUGAAGGGAAGUAUCCGAUAAAAGGAUUGUAUCAAGCGCUUGCAGUGGCAGCGAUGUGUCUUCAAGAAGAAGCAGGAACGAGACCAAUGAUGAGCGAUGUAGUUACUGCGCUCGAGCUUCCUCUAUUGACAAGUGAUACUACAUUGCACAAAUAA
Messenger RNA from Arabis nemorensis, 1113 nucleotides. The record is from the annotation of a GenBank genome assembly. NCBI's taxonomy places the organism in Eukaryota, Viridiplantae, Streptophyta, Magnoliopsida, Brassicales, Brassicaceae.